Messenger RNA from Rotaria sp. Silwood2, 2307 nucleotides. Lineage: Eukaryota; Metazoa; Rotifera; Eurotatoria; Philodinida; Philodinidae. The record is from the annotation of a GenBank genome assembly.
AUGGGUCAUAAGGCUGUAAAACUAAAUAGAAGUCGUCAACAAGAUGAAGAUGGACUGUUCAUUUCGAAACCAUCAAGCCGAUGUAGCUCAUUAAAUGAAAAACAAACCGAUCCAUUUAUGUUAAUUUGGUUGGAUGAAAAAUCAAAUGAAAAUACACUUGAUACUCUUCGUACAAAAACUUUAUUUCGACAAAUCAACAAUGAUCUUUGCUUAUUUUUCGAUAAUCCCAAUAUAUUUCUUCAUGAAAUUGAGAAACUGCAUCACGAAAAUAAAAAAAUUCUUCUUGUCGUAUCUGGAUCAUUAGCUAAGAUGAUUCUAUCAAGAACAGUGGACACUAUUGCAACAAUUAUAAUAUUCUGUAGUAACUAUAACAAAUACGCAGAAUUAAUGAGUAAAUAUUGGAACGUGAUAGAUAUUUGCACUGAUCAUGAAAUGCUUAAAAGUUGUAUACAAUGCGAGAUCCCUUCGUUGAAACUCAAUUUAUUUAUCAAUCAGACUUUUAGAUCAAUUAGACCAUUGAAUUCUUCAAAAGAUUCUUAUGAGACCAACGCAGCUCAGUUCUCUUAUCUUCUGUUUAUCGAAUUACUGAAACAAAUGUCACAAACGAAACAAGCCAAAGAAAUUAUGUUAAAUAAAUGUAAAGAUUAUUAUCGCCACGAUAAGAAAGAACUCAAAAAAAUCGAUUUAUUUAAUUCGACAUAUACAGCUGAUAAAGCGAUCGAUUGGUAUACCGAAGAUUGUUUUGUUUAUCGUUUAGUUAAUCAAGCAUUUCGUACAGAGGAUAUCACUUUGUGGUACCUAUUUCGAUUCUUUAUUAUCGAUCUUUGCACUCAAUUGAAGAAUGUUCACAGAAAACAAAAUAUUCAAGACUAUUUAACACUUUAUCGUGGUCAAGCACGAAUGCCAACACAAGACUUAGAAAGCAUACGCUCCAAUAUUGGUAGUUGCAUUUUAACGAAUGGUUAUCUUUCAACAAGUAAACAAAUCAACGUUGCUCGACAGUUCAUUCUAGAUGCAGAAAAUAACGACGAUUUUAAGGUUGUCAUGUUUGAAAUUAAUGUGAAUGCAUCUCAAUUAAAAAGCGUUAUUUUUGUUGAUAUUGAUCAAUACCAAGGAAGAAAUGAAGAACAUGAAAUAUUGUUCAAUAUUGGAUCAGUUUUUAAAAUUCAGAAUGUUGAAUUUGAUUUCGAAUUAAAUAUCUGGAAAAUUCAAAUGGAAGCAACGGACGAAUGUAUAGAUGAAAUAGAACGUAGAAUCGAUACAAUGCGAAAAAAAUUUCAAAACGGAAAUAUUAAUUUAUUAUUUGGUCGUUUAUUAAUUGAUAUGUAUCAAUAUACUAAGGCCGAAUCUUACUUUCAAAUGAUGUUAAAAGUCUUGCCAAAAGAUCAUGAAGAUUUAGCCUCCGUAUACGAUCAUAUUGGGGAUGUGAACAUGCGCAUGAACAAUUGGAAUGAAGCUUAUAGAAAUUUUUCUCUAGCUUAUGAUAUUAAAAAAAUUCGCUUGCGUUCCAAUCAUCCAAGUCUUGGAGUGACACUAAACAGUCUCGGUAAUUAUCAUCAAGCAAUCGAAGAGCAUGCUGAAGCUCUUAAUUGUUACUUGAAAGCAUUACGAUGCAAUAACGAUCAACAUAAUGCAGCAAUCACAAAACUUAAUAUCGGAAACAUUUAUAUGAUCAACGGUCAAUUUGACGAUGCCAUUAAAUUAACCAUCGAAGCACGAGAUAUUCUACAACAAAUUGAACCAUGUGCACAGGUUGAAUUAAUGCAUUGUCAAGGUAUUCUUGGAGACAUUUACUUUGCUCAAAAAGAUUUUGUUGCUGCAGAGCAUUUCUAUCUAACAGUAUUCGAACUUAGCAAGAAGUAUGUAUUUAUCGGUGCGCGAGAACGAAAAAAUUGUGUGAAAGCACUCGUUCAUUUAUAUGAAGAGAAAGACAAUAAUCACAAGGCAAUUAACUUUUGUCUCGAGCAAAUUACUUUGCAUGAACAACUUCUUGGAGAAAACCACUCAAGUAUUGCUCAUCUACUCAUGAAAGUAGGGGAACUUUAUAUAAAUGAUGAUCAAAAAAAAUUCCAAGUCCUCAAAAGAGCAUUGCAUAUCUUCGAGAAAAAUGUUCAUCUUGAAUAUGCUACUACGGCAACAUGUUUAAUGAUGGUAGCCAAGUGUUAUGUUCAACAAAACCAACAUGAUAAAGCUUCUAUGAGUUACAUGAGAGCUCUGGAAAUACAACAAAAAAUUUAUCCGCCAAAUCAUUCUAUGAUUAUUGGAACACAAAUAUUAAUUGAUGCACAAGAGAGUAAAGCAAACUAA